UAAACGCUCAAAAUAAGCAACAAGAAGACGAACAAGUCCGUAGAAGAACCUUCUCCGAAGCCGCUUCUGCGCGUCUGAAACCUUUUCAGUAAAAUCCCACAAAACUCUAUAAAUUCUUAACUGGUAUCCAUCAUUUUUCUCCAUUAAGUUCUUCUUCAUUUCUCUGUGAUCGAAUCGGUUAUUAAGGCUUCACAUUUGAUAGAUAAAGCGAAGAUGUUUAGGGUGAGUAACAAUCUGGUAGGGAUCUUAAACUUCCUAACCUUCUUGCUCUCUGUUCCGAUCUUGGGAGCAGGGAUAUGGCUGAGUUCCAAGGCUGACACGAUCUGUGAGAAGUUUUUGGAAAAACCCUUAAUUGCUUUGGGGGUUUUUCUAAUGGUGGUAUCUCUUGCGGGACUAAUCGGUGCUUGUUGCCGUGUUUCAUUUCUUCUCUGGUUUUAUCUUCUUGUGAUGUUCGUUCUCAUACUUCUUCUAUUCUGUUUCACCGUCUUCGCUUUCGUUGUCACUAACAAGGGUGCCGGAGAGGUUGUUUCUAAUAGAGGAUAUAAGGAGUAUAAGUUGGGGGAUUAUUCUAAUUGGUUGCAGAAGAGGGUUACUAACACUAAGAACUGGAACCAUAUCAAGAGUUGCUUGAUUGAUAGCAAGGUUUGCAAGAAUCUCGCUGAUCAGCACGUGAACGAGAAAGUACUACAAUUCCAGGAUCAGAACUUGUCUCCAAUUCAGUCUGGUUGCUGUAAGCCUCCAACUUCAUGUAACUUCACCUAUGUGACCCCAAUCGAGUGGACCAAACCAAGCAACACAACAUCCUACUCUGAUUCUGAUUGCACAACUUGGAACAACAAUGAUCUCUGCUACAACUGUGAGUCUUGUAAGGGUGGAGUGCUUCAAAACAUCAAAAGUCAGUGGAAGAAGGUGGCCAUUGUCAACAUCAUCUUCCUCAUAUUCCUCGUCAUCGUCUACACUGUUGGUUGCUGCGCUUUCAGGAACAACAGGAUUGAUAAUUCUUAUCCCAGAUAUAAGGCUUACCCUUAGAACCUUAAAUCUGUUCAGAUUACAUUGCUAUAGAAAGAGGGAGAUGCACAGAACUUAUUUUUCUGAUUUCUUUUACUCUGUUUUUUUUCAUUUGAUUCUUAGUAGAUAGAUAGAUAGAUACAUGGACAUGUUUCUUUUUGUUUUGUAUAGCUCAUCUCUGUUGGUAUUUCAUCAUAUUAUAUACCAGAGUUAUACCUA
Messenger RNA from Macadamia integrifolia, 1227 nucleotides. RefSeq names its product tetraspanin-8-like. The transcript is spliced from 2 exons. Gene Ontology annotation, cellular component: plasmodesma; plasma membrane. Bases 214 to 1029 code for a protein of 271 amino acids. NCBI's taxonomy places the organism in Eukaryota, Viridiplantae, Streptophyta, Magnoliopsida, Proteales, Proteaceae. Gene Ontology annotation, biological process: auxin-activated signaling pathway. The record is from RefSeq and is a predicted model, not a curated record.